Molecule: messenger RNA, 2484 nt
Organism: Metarhizium album ARSEF 1941
Lineage: Eukaryota; Fungi; Ascomycota; Sordariomycetes; Hypocreales; Clavicipitaceae
Product: Spen-like protein
Exons: 3
Coding region: 1-2484 (827 amino acids)
Biological process (GO): regulation of mRNA 3'-end processing; transcription antitermination; transcription elongation by RNA polymerase II
Cellular component (GO): nucleus
Molecular function (GO): RNA polymerase II transcription regulatory region sequence-specific DNA binding
Source: RefSeq, a predicted model, not a curated record
AUGUCUGGAGAGGCAGAGCCAAGGCGCUCGGUCAGAGCGACCAAAGGUCAACACACGAAAUCAUUUGACGAACUCGAACCUGCGGUGCCACCGAAACGACGACAAACCAAGAAAACGAAGAAGGCACAAGAGAAGGACCACUCUCAGGAGCCCGACGAGGUGAUUCGGUGUGUUUGUGGAGCAACCGAACAAGACGAAGAUUCGGGGGAGGCCUGGAUCUCCUGCGAGACGUGUUACGCUUGGCAACACAAUGUGUGCGUGGGCGUGAGCUCUUUCGAGGACGAGAUCCCUGACAACUACUGGUGCGAACAGUGUCGGCCUGAAGAUCACAAAGAGCUUUUGGCAGGCAUGGCCAAAGGAGAAAAACCAUGGGAGGCUCGACGGAGGGCACACGAAGAAGAGGAGGCUGACAGAAAGAAGAAAAGGGGAGGACGCAGGGCCAAGGGCAAACGCAGCAGCGAUCCCAAGGACGAGCUUGAAAAGGAUGGCAAGGCCAGGGCAAAGGCGUCGCCUGCGCCUGAACCUGCAUCAAAGGAUAAAAGGGAGCCCGGCUCAAAGCAGGGCAAGCGAAAGGCUAGAGAGGAUUCUCUCGACACAGACGCCAAGACAGCCAAACAGCGUCGAUUUUCAGAGCGCGACGCGGCGCCUGGGGUCAUCAAAUACACCAAACCUGACGAUCUUGCGUCGUCGAUAUCAGAAUUGGCCGCCUCACGUUCUGGUCCCGCAAAAGCUCUGAAGAAAUCGAUCGGUCAUGUUCUGGCCACGAUUGCAAAAGAUGGAGAUCUCAAGGUUCCCGAAGGCAAGACAGAAGACGGCAUGUCGGAAGAAUAUGCCUUGCAAAUUGAGCGCGCUGUCUACGACACGCAUCCGGCAUCGAAGGGCCAAAAAGAGUACAUUCAGCAGAUAAAGUCUCUGACCUUCAACCUCAAGAACAACCCUGAAGUCAUGCAGGGCCUGUUGCAUGGGGUGCACUCGCCCACAACGCUUGCCGUCAUGACUUCGGAGCAGCUCGCCUCGGCCGAACUGCAAAAGCAGACUGCUGAGAUGAGGGCCAAGGCGGAGAAGCAAUCCAUCCUAUACACACAAGACACCGGCCCCCGCGUUCGAAGGACUCACAAGGGAGAGGAGGUAGUUGAGGACGAAACUGCCCUCAACGAAGCCCCUAUGCCGAUGGCUGGCGGUCCCCGGAAAGGCGACAGCCAGCAUCCACUACUUGUCAAGCGAGAAUUGACCGGAGGGGAUCACGGCGAGUCGAGAGCGAGAUCGCCGUCUCAGUCCGAAGCUCAGCACUCACCCUCGCAAUCCAAGUUCGACAUCAACAAGGUGUUUUCGACAGUCAAGUCGCCGACGCUGUCCCAGAACCGCCGACCGUCGGCGCCGGUUGUCAAUACCAACGGCCCCGGGUUCGAUCCAGACGUUGAUCGAAUGCUCCAAGACGAGACAGAGUCUCCGCCCUAUUCGCCGACGGAAGAAUCGCAAGACCCGGAUGUCAUAUGGAAGGGUUCCCUGGCCAUGAGCUCCAUCGCAGACUUUCAAGCGACGGCCAAGCACGUCGGCGGCGCCAACUUCGCCUCCUUUGGUCCCUGGUCAAAGCUCAUUCCCAAGCGGAUGACGGUUGCCGGACGCAUCCCACAACAGAGCGCCAUCGAGUACCUGUGCAGUCUCCGGUACAGCAACCUCACAGACAUUGUCGUGGUCAGCAUCACGCCGACGUCCGCGGAUUCCCAGGCAGACUUCAAGGCGCUGGUCGACUACUUCCUCAGCAAGAGUCGAUACGGAGUCGUCGGAAACAAGGUGGCAGGAAAUGUCAGGGACACGUACCUCGUGCCCGUGCCGGCCGGCGACGACGGCCACCCAGAGUUCAUGCUCAACCUCGUCGACAACUACAUCCCCAAGACAAGAACGCAACCCAUGCUCCUGGCCGUGUUUGUGUACCGCAACGAGCCAGACCAGCUCAAGCAAACCAAGGAGGAGCUCACCCCGGCCGCCACGCCGCAGCCUCCCAGCGUCACUGCCUCGCCGACACCCGUGCCCGGGGGGCAGAGGAGCAACUCGACGUCGGGGCCGGCCUUUUCGCCUUCAACGCCUCAGGGCGCGUUUGGUCAGCAACAGCACGGAGGGCCGCCCCAGCCCCAGUCCACCACGCCGGUUCCCAUCCCGCAGCCGCCGCACAUGCAACGACCGGCUCUGCAGACGGCGGUCCCUCCGCCGAGCCACGCCGUGCCAGAGUCGCAGAAGUUCCAGGCUCAGCGGGCGGGACAAGCCAUCGCAGCACAGGUGCUGGGCGACUUGCUCUCCGUGCCCACGGCGCAAUUCCUACUGCCUCAGGCGUUCCAGAUGUCGCGGCGCGAGUGGGAAGUGAUAAGGUCCAUCUACGAGAAGGACCCGCGGGCGCAGGAGGAUCUCACGUACCUGGGCGCUCUCCUGGAGAAGCAAGGCUGCGAGAAGCAAGCACCGUCGAGUGCCGUGGGCGCGCCGCAAUAG